AUGACAUAUACGCUGGAGAUGAAUGGGCCAUGCCUUAUGUCUCCGACUUCCAAUCGCCUGGUCACGAACACGUUCUCCUGGACGAGAAAAGCUAAUGGUAUCUGGAUCGAUACACCGGUACCUGCGGGGUUCAGCAUAGGAGCUGUGGAGAGUGGAUGGGAUAAUUUGAUGCAGAGCUUCGAGGAGUUCGUCAACGAAUUCUUCAAACAACAUCAAGAUCUCAACCACAACGUACAUCUGGUCGGCCUCUCGGCAUCGA
Perkinsus marinus ATCC 50983 is the source of this 259-nucleotide messenger RNA. RefSeq lists its product as hypothetical. Gene Ontology annotation, biological process: proteolysis. The record is from RefSeq and is a predicted model, not a curated record. The annotation marks the transcript as partial. The transcript is spliced from 3 exons. Lineage: Eukaryota; Perkinsozoa; Perkinsida; Perkinsidae. Gene Ontology annotation, molecular function: serine-type carboxypeptidase activity.